Molecule: messenger RNA, 1362 nt
Organism: Fusarium sp. VM40
Lineage: Eukaryota; Fungi; Ascomycota; Sordariomycetes; Hypocreales; Nectriaceae
Source: the annotation of a GenBank genome assembly
AUGGCUUCCUCUAACCCCACUAACCCCUCUGUCGACGAUGAGCUUCGUCUUGAGGGUGAGCCUUCUCCUGAGCUCCAUGAGGGACGUAUCUGGGUCGAUGGCUGCUUUGACUUUUUCCACCACGGUCACGCUGGUGCUAUUGUCCAGGCCCGUCAAUUAGGCGAUGAGCUCUACGCUGGUGUUCACUCUGAUGAAGCCAUCCUCGCCAACAAGGGUCCUACGGUCAUGACCCUCGCAGAACGACUUGCUGCUACUGACGCCUGUCGCUGGGUCACCCGUUCAGUCGGCCAUGCGCCAUACGUCACAUCCCUCCCCUACAUCACCCACUACGGCUGCAAAUACGUCGUUCACGGCGACGACAUCACCUCGGACAGCGAUGGUAACGACUGCUACCGAUUCGUCAAGGAGGCCGGCCGAUUCAAGGUGGUUAAGCGCUCACCUGGCAUUUCCACCACCGACCUCGUCGGUCGCAUGCUGCUGUGCACAAAGACUCACUUUAUCAAGUCGCUCGAGAAGAAGCUCGCCGGCGACGAGGGUCACGGAACUCCCGAUGAGCGCGUCGCUGAGGGACAGGCGAUGCUGGAACGCAUGAAGCUCUACGCUACCGAUGCCUCGGGCAAGGCACCCGGCGCCGAGGUGCAUUUCUGGACUGCGUCUCAAGAAGCCAAAUCCGAAGACGCCGAGGACGAAAGGGGUAGCUUCCGACAGCUUAUCGAGGGACCCGGUCCCAAGCCUGGACAGCGCGUCGUGUACGUUGACGGAGGUUAUGAUCUGUUCUCCAGCGGCCACAUCGAGUUCCUGCGCCAGGUCCUUCUCGAGGAAGAUGAAGUCGCGCGCAAAGAUGGCUGGUUUUCCGAGCAAGCCGUGAACGAGCGAAAGGGCAAGGGAGAGGACUACGGCCCGGCCUACGUCGUAGUCGGUGUUCACGAGGACGAGGUGAUCAACCAGUGGAAGGGAAUCAACUACCCCAUCAUGAACAUCUUCGAGCGCGGUCUCUGCGUUCUGCAAUGCAAGUACAUCAACGCCGUUGUAUUUGGCGCGCCCUUCGCACCUACAAGGACAUACCUCACAACGCUGCCGCGCGGAACCCCAGACGCCGUGUACCACGGCCCAACUGCUUUCAUGCCCCUGACAUACGACCCGUACACAGCACCCAAGGCAAUGGGCAUCCACCGUAUGAUCGGCGCGCAUACAUUCGCGCACGUCAACGCUGGCGAGAUCGUGCAGCGCAUCAUGAAGAGCCGCGACAUGUACGAGGCGCGUCAGCGCGCAAAGGGCAUGAAGGCCGGUGUUGAGGCAGCGGCCCGCGAGCGCGAGAUUCUCGAGGAGGAGCAGGCACGGAAGGAGGCUGAGAGGGCAUGA